AUGAAGAGAGCCCUUAUGUACGAACAAACUAAAGAUUUAUUAGGCAAGAACUUUAUAGUUUCACCAUUGUCGUGUACAAUUCUGCUGAGUAUGGUGGCUUCUGGACUGAAAGGAGAAGCUUUAGAGCAGAUGAUGUUCUUCUUUAGGCUGAGAAUGGGACUGAGAAGUAUAGCUGAUCUAAUCGCUGAGUCUGAUCGACUAAUGGCUAUGGUAUCACUUGACAGCACCAAAGGGCUCUUACCUUUGUCCUCUGCCAAUGGCGCUUGGGUGGAUAAGAAGUACAAGCUCAAGCCUUCGUUUCAACAGGUUUUGAAGACCACUUACAGAGCAGAUUCCAUGGCACUAGAUUUUGCCAACGAGCUUGAAGAAGCAGUUACUGAAAUUAAUACUUGGGUGGAGAAAGCAACAAAUGGGAACAUCAAAGACAGUGUUCCAAAGCAGUUCUUGCUUAACGAUACUGUCCUAAUCCUUGCCAAUGCUCUCUACUUCAAAAGAACUCGUAAAAGGUCAAGAGCAUUACUUCCAUCUGGAACCAUUACUUGGAAUUUCUACACCUUAGAUGGUAACACUGUUCAAGUUCCCUUCUUAACUCAUUCUUUCCUCUACCUUCCAUAUGGAUCCUCUCAAGGGUGUAAGAUUCUUAAGUUGCCUUAUCAUGUCGUGAAUCAAAAGGGUGUAAAACUGUUCUCAAUGUACAUUUUUCUUCCUGAUGAGAAAGAUGGGCUGCACGACUUGAUCAAACAAUUGACUUCAGACUCACCACUACUUAAUCUACAGUUCGAAUACAAGUAUGUGAAAAUGGAAGAGAUAAUGAUACCAAAGUUCAAGUUCAAGUAUAGCACAGAAGUUUCUGAUAUUAUGGAGCAAAUGGGGCUGAGGCUGAACAUGAACAAGGAUGCGGAGAUGUUAGAAGGAGUACCAGACCCCAGAACUGCUAUCAUUGAUGAUAUGAAAGUUUGUCACAGUUGUUGUAUUGAAGUUGAUGAAAAUAGAACUGAACCUCCUUUCAUUGAUCACUUUUUUGGUGGUGGCCAUGACGAUUUUCCUCUCAUUAAAUUCAUUGCAGACCAUCCAUUUAUGUUCAUGAUCACAAGAGAAGACACUUCUGAAACUCCUAUCUUUGUUGGAGCUGUGGUUAAUCCUCUCCUUCAGUGA
Humulus lupulus (European hop) is the source of this 1155-nucleotide messenger RNA. RefSeq names its product serpin-Z1C-like. The transcript is spliced from 2 exons. The record is from RefSeq and is a predicted model, not a curated record. NCBI's taxonomy places the organism in Eukaryota, Viridiplantae, Streptophyta, Magnoliopsida, Rosales, Cannabaceae. The coding region runs from base 1 to 1155 and encodes 384 amino acids. Gene Ontology annotation, molecular function: serine-type endopeptidase inhibitor activity.